Messenger RNA from Aspergillus vadensis CBS 113365, 231 nucleotides. RefSeq lists its product as uncharacterized. The transcript has 2 exons. NCBI's taxonomy places the organism in Eukaryota, Fungi, Ascomycota, Eurotiomycetes, Eurotiales, Aspergillaceae. The record is from RefSeq and is a predicted model, not a curated record. Bases 1 to 231 code for a protein of 76 amino acids.
AUGUCUGGAAACGCUCAUACCUCCAAGUCCGCCAACGGCAUGGGCAGCAGCCUCAGUGCAGGAAACCUGAGUCACAUCCCCGAUGGCAGCAGCGGCAGCAUGGAACGCUUUUCGCAGUCGUCCGCGGCGGAAGCACCUUACUAUGCCCGGGCACGAAUGGGUGAACGCUCUGAUCAUGUGUCGCGUCUCUCAAGCCAGCUCGACGCGACAGAACAGAUCUUGAAAAAAUGA